Molecule: messenger RNA, 3352 nt
Organism: Acanthaster planci (crown-of-thorns starfish)
Lineage: Eukaryota; Metazoa; Echinodermata; Asteroidea; Valvatida; Acanthasteridae
Molecular function (GO): flavin adenine dinucleotide binding; sarcosine oxidase activity
Source: RefSeq, a predicted model, not a curated record
CUUUCGACGUGUCAAAGCGGAAGCGCCACAAACGCCGUGGCGGCGGCGUGUAUUGUGUCCCAAAGUGACGGUUUUCUUUUUCCGGGCUUGUACCGUAAUGCACAGGAUACAACGGAAUGAUUAAAAAAUGCGCGCCGUUACGCAGCAGUCCAGCUGUUAUUCAAACCGCCCUAAUCCACCUAGAAUCGAUGUCAUACACUUGGACUGGUCGAAGGCCUUUGAUCGUUGUUCAAUAAAUCUACAGUGUCCUUAUUCUUCAGUCCUUCAUCAUGGCUGCAGCAGAUGAAUUUGAUGUUUGCAUUGUUGGAGCAGGUUUGUGGGGCAGUGCAGCUGCCAAAUAUUGCUCUGCACGCCUUGGCAAUUCAGUAUGUCUCAUUGGGCCCAGCGAGCCAACCACGAAACAGGAUUACGACAGCCGGUUUGUUUUUGGUGCACAUUAUGAUGAGGGCCGUGCAGUUGGAGCAAUCAGUAGCACGUUCGAGUGGGGAGAACUUGCAAGGCGGUCAGCUGGAAACUUCAGUAACAUUGAACAAGAAACAGGUAUACACUUCUACAGCAAUGUUGGGUCGAUGUGGUUGACUGCACAGGAAAGCUCACUCAGCCAGAAACUGCUUGAUGUUGCCAAUCAGACUGGUAUCCAUGCCACAGUCCUUGAUCAGGAAAAACUUCACCAGUCCUAUAACUUUUUGUCCACCGAAAGCAUACCAUUACAGAAAAACACAGAAAUUGUGGGUAUUAUAGAAAAAUCUGGGGCAGGGUAUCUUAGCCCUCGGAAACUGGUUCGGGCUCAACAGAUGCUUGCUCAUCGUCAAGGAUGUAAAAUAGUUGAUGACAUUGUCAACCGUCUGUCAUGCCACGAUUCUCAGCACAGUUUUGACCUGAUUACAGAAGGUGGGAAGAUCAUCCAUGCCAAGAAAGUCUUACUUUGUGCUGGUGCCUCCCUUGCUCUGGAAGAUUUUCUGCCUGGUGGAUUGCAACUUGAUUUAGCUUUAAAGACUCAGUUAGUAGUGCUAAUGGAGAUAGCACAAAAAGACAGAGACAGGCUUCUUGACAUGCCAUCCCUACACGUCCACGAGGGAGAAAAAGAUUUGGGACUAGACUGCUACAUAUUGCCACCUAUUCAAUACCCAGAUGGUCAAUGGUACUUGAAAAUUGGUCAUGGUAAAGUUGGUGAAGAGGAAGUAACAUCAAAGGAGCAAUUGAAAGCUUGGUAUUGUGGGUGUGGUGAUGCCAGCACAUCAGAUAGACUCACUCAGCGCUUACAAGAUUUAUUUCCUGGUUUGAACCCAAUCUCCCUACACACUGUUACCUGUGUGACUGCAUGCACACCAACAGGACACCUUUAUUGCGACAUGGUUGCCCCUGGACUUGGUGUUCUAGUUGGUGGUAAUGGAUAUGGAGCUAAGUCAUCAGAUGAGAUAGGUCAUAUGGGGGCUAACAUGAUACUGAAAGGGGAAUGGGACUAUGACAUGCCCAAGGACAAGUUCGCAGUGCAGUUGAAAUCACCAGAGUUUACAAUAUCCCCACUAAAACCUCAACAGAAAUGAUACAGUCAUCGUGUAUGCUUUGAAACUUUUAUUGAUGUUGGUGAGUCAGGAGUGAUAGCUUGGGGUGCUUGAACAUUUAGUUUAACACGAUUGGGCCUUUUUAUUGUUAUGUAUUUCAGAACUUCACAAAAGUGAAGUUGAAUUUGGAUUCUACUGAGCCGUACUGCGACACGGAGUUGUACACCCUUGUGCUUAUACAGCCUUCAGAUUUUAAAGUAUGUCGUCCCGUAAAGACAUCUAGCUAAAUAUCUCACUGUCAAUGCCCUAACGAAACGAGGUUCACUUUAGGGUGGGUGGCACCAUGGACAGAAAGAAGAGCAUGUAUAAUCCCUCCGAGCAAGGCCGAAUCUAGACCCACUUUUGUUGGGGGGGACAAGAAAGCAGCGGCCCUGGUGCACUUUUACGCGCAUCAACUGAUCCCACCAGUCAGAAUUAAGCAGCUGCUCAGAAACACAGUGGCUCUGACCAUAUAAAAAGACCUCCAUUAAGACACUUUAUGUCUUCACUUUGACUAAAGAAAAAAAUCUCAUCAGGUUUUUAUUUAAUUGGGGGAGUGGGCCCUGGCCCCGUUAGCUCCCCUUUAGAGAACUGAGGUUUAGUUUGAUUCUACAGAGAUAAUUAUUUACGCUAACCAUUAUUUUAAUUAUUCAUAAUAACCAUCACAUGCUGUCGUCAUUGCCUGAAGUGGAGAAUUAAAGAAACGCCAGUACACUGAAGCAAAGAGUUUCAUGCUCAUUUACCCUUGGUCCAUCCUUGCCCCCGUAUCGUAAUACGGCUUCAUAGAAUCCAAAUCCACCUUCAAGUUUGUUAAGCCUCUUGAAUAUUAGGAUUCUAACUUGUAUAACGUCACUAAGUGAUCAUGUGAGAUGUUUAAAGCUAAAAUCGCGGGAAUGAGACACCAAAGAAAUGCAAAGCCAUCAGAUAACAGAAAAGUAUCACCAUAUGCUACGAGUCAGUAUAUUACAUAUAACGUCAAUAGGCCUUUAGUCAAGUCAAAUUUUCUCAGAUUCACUUUUUGUGAAUGUCUGUACUCUUCUUUUAUGUAUGAGGACUAUUUAGAUUCUUAUUUGUAGUUAGAUGGACGGAAAAGUGCACUUUUAAACAUUCUAAAUUCACCAAGCAUUUCUGGACAAGUUUUGCCUUGAUGCAAACCCAGGAAGACACUGCUCCUUUUGCAUGCUUUCAUGUUUAAAUUGCGAACUCUAAAUUUGCUAUUUGAAAUCAUUUGUGAGAGGAGAUUGCUCCCCGACUUAUUGCCACAUACUUACACAACAAUAAAUUGCGAAAGGAAAUGAAAUCUACUGUUGCAGUUUUUAAAAAGAAUCCAGAAUUUUUUUGAGCACAAAUCAGUGCAACAUUUAGGUUCAGUGCCUGGUAUAUCUUCGUCUUGCUCAUGAAUAUGCAAAUGUACAUUAGCAUUAACAGCCAUAAAAGCUCCAAAAUAUGGGUCAAGAUAGUAGAACUAUAAUUUAAAAUGAGGUUAGUUGGAACCCAAGAGUGUAGUUACAAGCAUUUUAGUAAGAUUUAGUAUAAAAAAUUCCAUUUCAUGGUCCCUUUAAUGAUUUGAUAUUUUCUUUGUUGUUAAACAACAAUAUCGCUAUUAUAGUUAAGUUCCUAAGUGAUAAAUGUGUAUGUACUCCAUGCCUCUUUUGUUUGCAGUAUUCCAUGAUGCCUUUAUAUAUGCGCAAAUAAAAAGCUCUGAAAGCCAUUAAACAAGUCCCCCAAUCUUCUCAAUCUGCAGAUACAAAUUAACGAAGCAUUUAUACCAAUUGUAUUGCAAUAAAUCAGAGGUAAUCAAAAAACUG